Molecule: messenger RNA, 550 nt
Organism: Nycticebus coucang (slow loris)
Lineage: Eukaryota; Metazoa; Chordata; Mammalia; Primates; Lorisidae
Product: L-xylulose reductase-like
Biological process (GO): xylulose metabolic process; glucose metabolic process
Molecular function (GO): L-xylulose reductase (NADPH) activity; carbonyl reductase (NADPH) activity
Source: RefSeq, a predicted model, not a curated record
AUGCCUGUGGCUCAACCUGGAGCUGGGGCUCGCGGGCUGUCGGGUGCUGGUCACCUGAGUGGGCAAAGGUCCUUUGAUGUGAACCUUCAGGCUGUUAUCCAGGUGUCCCAGAUCAUAGCCAGGGGCUUGAUGGCCCAAGGAGCCCCAGGGGCCAUUGUGAAUGUCUCCAGCCAGGCCUCCCAGCGAGCAGUGACUAACCACAGUGUCUACUAUUCCACCAAGGGUGCCCUGGACAUGCUGACCAAGGUGAUGGCCCUAGAGCUCGGGCCCCACAAGAUCCGUGGGAAUGCAGUGAACCCCACAGUGGUGAUGACACCCAUGGGCCAGGCCAACUGGAGUGACCCCUAAAAGGCCAAGGCCAUGCUGGACCAUAUCCCACUGGGCAGGUUUGCUGAAGUGGAGAACGUGGUGGACGCCAUCCUCUUCCUGCCAAGUGACCGAAGCAGCAUGACCACAGGCGCCAUUGUGCCAGUAGAUGGGGGCUUCCUGGCCACCUGAGCCCCUUUUUACACACACCUCAGCCCCAUGCAGAGCCCCCUCUUCCCUAAUA